Messenger RNA from Symsagittifera roscoffensis, 3335 nucleotides. Its product is annotated as zinc finger RNA-binding protein-like. The coding region runs from base 1 to 2982 and encodes 993 amino acids. The transcript is spliced from 21 exons. Gene Ontology annotation, molecular function: zinc ion binding; single-stranded RNA binding; double-stranded RNA binding. NCBI's taxonomy places the organism in Eukaryota, Metazoa, Xenacoelomorpha, Acoela, Convolutidae. Gene Ontology annotation, cellular component: precatalytic spliceosome. The record is from RefSeq and is a predicted model, not a curated record.
AUGAAUAUGAAUUAUGGAUAUGGAUACAAUCCAGCAGCAGCUGCGGCCGCCUUCUACCCCCAGGCAGUGAUGCCACAACAGCAACACCAUCAACUUCAGCAGACGCAAUUGCAACAGCAGAGAUUCGUUCCACAACAGGGCCAGCAGCCGCAAUAUGGACAGCAAAACAGUUAUAAUAAUUUCAAGCCAGCUGGUGUUGCUGUGUCCUCGACUGCUGGCAGCUACAGUGCAGUGGGUAAUAAUUACAACACACCCCAAAGCAACUUCCAAUCUGGCGGAGGGGGAGCGGGAGGGGGGUACAAUCAACAGAAGCAGCAUAAUCAGCAGUCAUCCUUCCCUAAGGCGUCCUAUGGCAACUUCGUUCCUGCAGGCUCAAAGCCUGCAGGUGGCAAUUCUGGAAACUACUAUAAUAAGCAAUCAUCUGGUGGCUACGGCAACAACAGUAGUGCGAACAAUAACUCCUCCCACAAUGAGAAGUUUGAGAAGGCAGUCAUCAAUGCGGCCAUCAGUGUGGCCCAGCAGAAGGAAGGAGGAGGAGGGGUAGGAGGAGGAGGAGGCGGCUACGGCAGAGGAGGUGGUGGUAGGGGAGGCUACGGCGGCGGGGGACCGGGAGGAGGUGGGGGUGGUCAUUAUGGUGGAGGUGGAGGAAGGGGUGGGGGUGGUAGGAACUGGCCCAAGAAGCCUAGUGGGGGUGAUAACCAGAUGUACUACUGUGAGGUGUGCAAAAUCAGCUGCGGGGGAGCACAGACAUACAAUACGCAUAUGGAUGGCAAACAACACAAGAAGAAAGAAGCUCAGAGCAAAGCGGGAGGAAGUCUUGUGAUGUCUUCAUUGAAGCCUGGACAGACUGCAUUCCACUGUGAGUUGUGUGACAUCACGUGCACCUCACAGGACGCAUUCAACUCCCACACUGCAGGCGCCAAACACCAGAAGGUGGCCAAACUACAUGAGAAGUUGGGCAAGCCAGUGCCCCAAGUGACGUCUGCGAGACAAGCCCAGGUGAAAAUAGUGUCGACCUCUGUCGUCACUGGAAAGGCCAGCUCAGUGGUGCCCUUCAAGUCGGCCGGAUACCUCGGGGGAGCCAGCGCCUCCUCGGACCCCGCAAUUGCCAGUGGUUCCGCCUCUAUAUCCGGAACCACUGGAUUCAAACCGGGUCCGGGUGUAGGUAGUUCCUCCACGGUAGCCGUGCCCGUGACUUCGGCCCUGGUAUCUGCUGGACCUGGAGGCAAUCCUCUGGACGGGGACGACGACCAAGGGAACGAAGUGAUUGGGGCGGAGUACGUGGAAGUGGUGCAGUUGGAGGAUGGCAAGAUUGUGCAGUACAACUGCAAACUGUGUGAGUGCAAGUUCAACGACGCCAACGCCAAAGACCUCCACCUCAAGGGCAGAAGACACAGACUCUCCUACAAGAAGAAGGUGAAUCCGCAGCUGGUGGUGGACAACAAGGCCCAGCAGAACAGACAGCGGAAGAUAGAAGAAAGGAACAAGAUGAGAUCAGGGGGCAUGGGAAUAGGGGGCAGGGGUCCACUGGGGCCGGGCGGGAUGGGCAUGGGAGGGGGACACUCGGACGGGGUGUGGGCCAUGAAGGAGGAGAUGAAGAAGAUGGAAGAUGAGCUGUAUGCCAGAUUCGGAGGAGGCGGAGGAGGGCAGGGCGGCAAAAAGGCGGAGAGUUUUGACGACAGACAUGUGCUGGCUAAGCACCAGACCAUCUACCCGGACGAAGACACUCUCAAUGCAGUACAGGACAUAGUGGUCAAGACUGAGAAGGCUCUCAAGAUAGUGUCUGACAAGAUCUUCGAGGAAGACAAAGCGAAGGCGGAGGAGGAGGCGAAUACUUUUUCCUCUUCUGGAAUCAAACAGGAGGCUACUGCUUCUGCGGUUGACACUGUGCUGGGAGUGAAGAUGGAGACAACAGCUGCAGAUGAAGACGUGGAGAAGAAUCAGGAAAAAGAGAGUUCAAAGGAGAAAGGCAAAGGGGGGAGUGGGGAUGACGAUGUGUCCAAGUACAGGGAGCUGAAGGGGGUCAUGCGAAUCGGAACUCUCGCUAAAGGUCUGAUGUUGAAAGGGGACAGUAAAGUGUCUCUGGCUGUUCUGUGUCAGCACUGGCCCACCACCAUCCUCCUCUCCCGAAUGUUCAAAUUCCUCCCCCAUAUUCUCAGAGAAGUGGAUAACAGCAGCAGCACCAGCGACACUUCAAACACAGGUGGUUCUGACACCGACAUUGGACACCAGGCCCAGAAGGAGGACAAGUUUGACAUCUCCCUCAACUUGGCCACUGGCAUCAUAGUCAUCCAGUCCAAGAACCACCAGCCCACAAUCACACUCACCAUAUACCUCACAUCACCUGUGUGCAGAAUUGAGAACUCUACUGGAGAUGAUGGGAUAGACUCGGCAAUGAUAACCCCCGAAGCAGAAGCUAAGCAACCACCCGCAGCCAACUCACAGGAGGCGCUGCUGGAGAGGAGUAAGAUAUCGAGGGAGUUGUGUCUGUCUGUGCUGGCCGAACUGAGACACCAGAAGUGGUUCGAGGCCAGAGCCAGUGGACUGGCCUCCUGCGUCAUCAUCGUCCGAGUGGUGUACGACCUCAUAAACAGAGUGUCUUCGUGGAACCCCCUGUCGAAGUGGGCGGCUGAACUGUUGGUGGAGAAGGCACUCAGCUGUUCUGCCCAGUCAUUCAUGAGUCCCGGGGAUGCACUCAGACGAGUCAUAGAGACCAUGGCCUCAGGUGUGCUGUUGCCAGACGGGUGUGGUUUGUUGGAUCCAUGUGAGAGGGACAAGACAGACGCGGCUGCCUCGCUCAACAGACAGCAGAGGGAGGACAUAACAGCCAGUGCACAACACGCACUUCGCCUAAUCACAUUCAAAAACAUACACAAAGUGCUAGGCAUCCAGCCUCUCCCGGGAAAUGAGAGGAAGAGACCAGCUCCUGUGGCAUCGGCUGGAUCCAAGACUCCUGUAGGAGCAAAGGUCACCAAGCUGUAAGGAGGAGUUCGUAACUCCAACAAAGCCAGAGUCUCUUUUAGACGAAGACAUUGUGAUAGCUGAUAAUAUGUGUCCAACACGACAUCAAUUUUUGACAUGAUUAGUGACGACAGAAGAGACCACGAAUUUUUUUUCCACGUGGUUUUUUGAAGAUAUCCAAACUAGAUGUGAGAAUCCACCCUGUGCUAAUGUUUAGAUGUCGUUUAUUUCCAAAACUAUAAUUGCAAAUGGAAAUUUUAUUUAUGCUCUCAUGUUGUUAAUUCUACUACGUUAAAUGAUGUUAUUGUUUGUUUGAGGUCUUUUUCCUGCAAUAAUCUUUGUUAGUUCUCUUAAAUAUGUUUUGAUAUUCAUUU